Messenger RNA from Panicum hallii, 3343 nucleotides. Its product is annotated as putative disease resistance protein RGA1. The record is from RefSeq and is a predicted model, not a curated record. Lineage: Eukaryota; Viridiplantae; Streptophyta; Magnoliopsida; Poales; Poaceae. Gene Ontology annotation, molecular function: ADP binding. The transcript is spliced from 3 exons. The coding region runs from base 825 to 1613 and encodes 262 amino acids.
GAGACAAAUCGAACCGUGUGCCUGCAUUCGGCUGGCUCCCCCUUCCUCGGCGAAAAUGCGGCUAGCGGACUAAAACAACGAUCAAUGCCAGACUCAAAAGUUUCCAUCUCAGCAGCCUUUCUUGGCCAUUCUAUUGGCACUUGAGCAAAGACUCAAAGUCAGUCAACCACCCUUAUUAAAAGUAGUAGCAAUCAGGGCAGCUGGACCUCCCUCAUCCGCGGGCGUGGCCACCUAGGCCUAGGCUCAAAGCAACCCGUGCUCCCAAAGCAUACUGCAAUACCGCAUACAACAGCAAGAGGGGCCGCACUGGGAGCUGCCAUAAGCAAAAGGCAGUACAUCUGACCUCUAGGAACAUCUGAUUUGCAUACCUUGUUUAUUUAGGAUGAAAGGAUGGUAACAUUUGGAGAUGGCACAAGCAGCAGCAGCACAUCCGAGCUCCAGGUACCCAAGGUCCAACACUAGGUCGUAAAUCAUCACAAUUAAACGUCUAAACGACGCGGUUUAUUCUUCUGCGCUUCAAGCUGUGGAACGAGAAGGCUGUAAGGGUUUGCCUGCAAUAGCAAAGAACUUUAUUGUUUCAUGCGCUUCUGUCAGGACUUUAUUGGCACUAGUAAUACUGAUAGCAUGGAUGGACGCGUCAAAGUGCUACAGAAUCCAAUUAGUUGCAACCUGAUAAACAUCUGCUAGUACAGUUCAUUUUUUUUUUUUGAGAAAAAGUGCAUUUUAUUUUGCAAACUUUUAUGCUUUUAAAGCAUGGGUGCUUAUUUUGAAAUUAUGUUCACAGGAAAUUUGAGUGAAAAAGACACUUAACAAAACGGCUUGGUAUGGAAGCUGCUGUAGUAUCUGGAAUAUUGAAGGUUCUCGGCAGCAAGCUAGCUCCACUGCUAAUCAAGGAGUACAGCUUGAUAGUUGGUGUUCAAAAGCAUCUCGAGGAGCUAAACGAUCAAGUUCAGGAGAUCAACUGUUGGUUGGAAGCAGUAGGAGAUGAAGUUGCACGAAAUGGUCCAGCACUUAAUUGGCUAACAAAAUUGAAAGAUAUAGCUUAUGGUGUUGAUGAUAUUAUUGACGAGUUUCAGCUGGAGGCUGAGAGGCAUGAUGCCCACGGUAUUGGUGGUGUUGUGUCCAACUACUUGUACGCAAAACCAAAAUCUCUUAUACUUCAACGCAAGGCAGCCAGCAAGCUCACGGCAGUCAAAAAGAUAUUUGAUGGAACUGUGAAGCAAAGAACUGAAUUCAGUACAAUAGCAAACAGCUUACUAGCUAGUCAUCCUGCUCGUGAUAUGAAUCAUAAUACUGCGAACAUGACAUCAUUGCCUACUGUGGAUGUUGCAUCAGUGCUCGGAAGAGACCAAGAGAAGCACCAAAUAAUAUCUGAACUGGUAGAGACUAAUGACCAACAAAGAAUCAAGACUGUUUCCAUCAUCGGGCUUGGUGGCUCUGGAAAAACUACAUUAGCUAAGCUGGUUUUUAAUGAUUGUAGCAUUAUAGAGAAGCAUUUGAAGUCAGACUAUGGGUUCAUGUGUCACAAGAAUUUGAUGUUGAAAAGCUCAUCAAGAAACUGUUUGAAGCUUUUGCUGAUAACAAUCCCGGACAGCAUGCACUGCCGUAUAUGAGCAAAACAAUCUCAGACAAUUUGACUGGAAAGAGGUUUCUGCUUGUAUUAGAUGAUGUUUGGAGUGAGUCCCAAAUCCUGUGGGAACAAUUCAUGGUAUAUCUGAAGGUUGGCGCACAUGGAAGCAGGAUUUUAGUCACUACCCGUAGUAGAAAAGUUGCAGAAGUAGAGGGAUCCGCAUACCAAUUUGACUUGCCAUUUUUAUCUCUAAAUGACAGCUGGAAACUAUUUCAACAAAGCUUAGUAAUGCCCCCUGAAGGUUUGGGGAUUGAAUUUGUAGAUGUCGGAUAAGAUAUUGUGAAAAAAUAUGGUGGGGUUCCACAAGCAAUUAAAGCUCUUGCAGGUGUCCUCCGUGGCAAGGGACUGAUAGGAGAAUGGCAGGCCAUGAGAGACAGCAACUUGUUGCAUUUUAUGGGUGAAGAACGUGGUGUAUCAGUAUCUGCAUGCUUGAGGAUGAGCUAUUUCCAUUUGUCAUCUCAUCUGAAGCAGUGCUUCACAAUAUGUUCAUUGUUACCCAAAGGUCACAAGAUUGAUAAAGAGCAAUUGAUUGACCUAUGGAUUGCUCAUGACAUGAUCACUUUUGAGUCUGGUGUUGAUUAUUUGGACUAUAUUGGCCACAAGUGCUUUAAUUCUCUUGUGAAAAUGUCUUUUCUACAAGACGUGAAUGAAUAUUAUGGGAGAGUGACAUGCGGCAUGCAUGAUUUGGUUCAUGAUCUUGCCCGGUCCAUAUUGGAUGAUGAGAUUUCACUGAUGUGCCAAAGGAUCCGACCUGUUCUACCAAGAGCUACAGAUACUUUUCUUUAACUUAGCAGGCACAAUAUCCACCACCCAAAAAUCUUUUUCAAAAAGCACGUUCUAUAUAUGUUGAUAAUUGUGAUGAUGCAAUAUUUGGGGCAUUGAAGAACGCAAGACACUUGCGCAGUAUCACCAUGGGACCUAUUCAUAUGGAAGCAAUACCCAUUGCGAUAUUGCAGGUAAAGAAUCUAAAGUAUCUUAUGAUUUCAAGCCUGCGAUGUGAAGCACUCCCAGAAGCUAUUUCUGAUAUUUGGAGUUCACAAGCUCUUCACGUUACAUUUAGUGAUCUUCUCGAGUUGCCUAAAUCCAUCGGUAAGAUGCAGGAGCUAAGGAAGCUGAACCUAUUCUGUUGUAGGGAGCUAAAGUGUUUACCAGAUUCUAUUGGUGAUUGUCAAAUGAUUUCAAGCAUUGAUCUUUCCUAUUGCAAGAAGCUCAGAGUGUUGCCUGUACUUGAUGGUCUGGAACCGCCACCAGGGAUUAAAAAGCUGAAAAUUAACAGGUAUUCAGGUCGGGAAUGUGCCCGGUGGAUGCAGAAUCAAGCUGGUGGCGGCGUACAGGGGCUUCCUUACUUACCAUUUUUGAAGGUGAUGAAGCUAUAUGAUUUCCCAAACUUGAAGCAUCUGGAUGGGCAGUUGCGUAUCGGAUGUGGAUAUUCGCGUGUGUCCUAAGUUGGAGGUCAAGCCGUACCUGCCUUUGUCGCUGCAGCACUUGGAUUUGAGCCUGAGCAAUGAACAGCUGCUGCAGUCGCCACGCGAGUGCAACGGGUCCUCUUCGUUCUCCGGUUUUAGCCAUCUGAAGAAGCUUCUGCCACGGGACAUUACAGGAUGCGGACGUGGGUGGGAGCUGCUGCAACACAUGACGGCGCUCCAGUCUCGGGCUGUCUCCAACGGUGCUCUCUAAACUGUUCUCUACCCUAUAUAUAGAGAAGAUUUCGUU